AUGGCGGCGCGCAGGGCGCUGCUGGCGGCAAGGGGGGCCGUGGGGCGCGGCCGGCGGGGGGCGGCAGCUGGGGGCCGGUGCCGCCGCUCCCGGUGCCGGUUUGGGGGCGCGGGGCGGAGCCGCCUGUACGAGCACGUGCGCGAGGGCCUGAGCGCGCGGCCGCAGCUCGACGUGACCGCGCUGAACGAGAGCGACGUGGAGCGGCGGCGCGGGCCUGGGGGCGCUGAGCUGCGCGAGAUCGUGCAGGUGUGGUCCCGGCUGGGGCAGGUCCGGGAUGGCAUCGCCCGCCUGGAGGCCGAGAAGGGGCAGGUGGCCCAGGGGGUCCGGGAGCUCAUGGCAUCCCAUGACAAGGCGACGGUGGAGUCGCUCCCGGCGUACGCAGCGCUGCGGGCGCGGGGCCGGCAGGUCCGGGGGCAGCUCCGGGAGCUCGAGGCCGAGGAGUCCGACCUGGAGCAGAGGUUCUACCUGGGGGCCCUGCAGCUGCCCAACUGCACCCACCCUGCUGUGCCCGUCGGGGACGAGAGCCAGGCCCGGGUGCUGGAGGUGGUCGGGGAGAAACCAGUGUUUGACUUCAAACCAAAGGGACACCUGGAGCUGGGGGAGGGACUGGACAUCAUCCGGCAAAGGCGCCUGUCCCACGUGUCGGGCCAUCGCUCCUAUUACCUGUGCGGGGCUGGGGCGCUGCUGCAACACGCACUCGUCUCCUACACCUUGGGGAAGCUGCUGCCCAAGGGCUUCCUGCCCAUGACCGUCCCUGACCUGCUCCGAGGCGCCGUUUUUGAGGGCUGUGGGGUGCAGCCCAGCGCCACCCCCUCCCCCGUUUACACCAUCGACCCAUCGCGCUUCGAGGAUCUUUGCCUGGCUGGGACCUCGGAGGUGGGAAUUGCAGGGUAUUUCAUGGACCACGCGGUGCAGCUGCAGAACCUGCCCGUCAGGGUCGUCUGCUCCAGCACCUGCUACCGUGCCGAGACCGACACGGGGCGGGAGCCGUGGGGGCUUUACCGUGUCCACCAGUUCACCAAGGUGGAGAUGUUCGGGGUGACGGCGGCGGAGCACGGGAGGGAGAGCGAGGAUCUGCUGGCCGAGUUCCUGGGGCUGCAGAAGGAAAUCUUCUCGGAGCUGGGGCUCCAUUACCGGGUCCUGGACAUGCCCACGGAGGAGUUGGGGCUCCCUGCAUACCGCAAGUUCGACAUCGAGGCCUGGAUGCCUGGACGGGGCAAAUAUGGGGAGAUCUCCAGUGCUUCCAAUUGCACCGACUACCAGAGCCGGCGGCUGAACAUCAUGUACAGUGACGGGCAGGGCCGCCUGCGCCACGCCCACACGGUGAACGGCACAGCCUGCGCCGUGUCCCGGAUACUCAUCGCGCUCCUGGAGAGCAACCAGCUGCCGGACGGCCGUGUCCGUGUCCCCCCCGUCCUGCAGCCCCUGGUGGGGCAGGAGGUGCUGUCCCCGCCCCCCGUGCCCCUCCUGUGCUACAUUGGCCCCAACCAGCCUGGGGGGGGCCCUGGAGGGGACCCCAAAAACAGGGCAGACACGGGGGAGGCUCCCUGAGGCGAGGGGAGCCCUGGAAGCACCACAAGGGCAGGAGUCAGACGAGAGCACAGAUGGACGUGGACUGAUACGGGACGUACGCGGCACCAGACAGACGUGAUGCGCAACACGGGUCACGCGUGGGACAACCCCCGGUCUGUGUCCUCCACGGUAACAAGCCCUGAAAUAAAGUCUUGGACCCCCUCCCACCAGCGGCAGCC
Messenger RNA from Myiozetetes cayanensis, 1751 nucleotides. RefSeq names its product seryl-tRNA synthetase 2, mitochondrial (gene SARS2). Gene Ontology annotation, cellular component: mitochondrion. The record is from RefSeq and is a predicted model, not a curated record. Gene Ontology annotation, molecular function: tRNA binding; serine-tRNA ligase activity; ATP binding. Lineage: Eukaryota; Metazoa; Chordata; Aves; Passeriformes; Tyrannidae. Gene Ontology annotation, biological process: mitochondrial seryl-tRNA aminoacylation.